AUGAUCAACGACACUCUUGCGUUUGGAGAACCGGACACGAAUGUUUCUGAGUCGCUGCUGCCUCUCUCUCUCAGCCACAACCACAGCGCGCCCCCUGCGUUGCGGCUGGAGUCCAGGUCUCUGGUCACCUCAGCCACGAUGUUCGCCGUGGGGGUCCUGGGGAACCUCGUCGCCAUAGUUGUGCUGUGUAUCUCCAAAAAGGAGCAGAAGGAAACCACUUUCUACACUCUGGUGUGCGGGAUGGCCAUCACGGACCUGUUGGGAACAUGCUUCACCAGCCCGGUGGUGAUCGCCACAUACGUGGCCAACCGCUGGCCAGGAGGAGCGCUCCUCUGCCACUUCUUCUCCUUCUCCAUGCUCUUCUUCGGCUCAGCCGGGAUGUCCAUCCUGUGCGCCAUGGCUGUGGAGCGAUACUUGGCCAUAAACCAUGCGUAUUUCUACUCCCAGCACAUAGACCGAACAAUGGCGCGCUUUGCGCUCCUGGUCACCUACCUGAUCAACAUUGUUUUGUGCAUUAUGCCCAGUUUUGGCUUCGGGCAGCACGUCAGUCACUUUCCCGGUACUUGGUGCUUCUUGGACUGGAGGGCGAUGGAUCGACUCGGAGCCUGCUACUCCUUCCUGUACGGCGGCGUGAUGCUGGUGCUGAUCGCGGUGACGGUUUUGUGUAAUUUGGCGGUGUGCAGGUCACUGGUGGGGAUGAACCAGAGGACGGGGAUCGUCCGGACGGAGCUGUGUGAGCAGGGAGGAUCACGUCGCCGCUUCCCGCGGCUGCCGUCGGUCACCUCAGCGGCGGAGAUCCAAAUGUUCUGGCUUCUGGUCUUCAUGACCAUCGUUUUCCUGGUCUGCUCCAUCCCUUUAGUGGUGCGAAUCUUCGUGAACCAGCUGUACGACCCGGCCUACAUUUCUGCUGGGGGGAAGCCUGACUACCGGAGCGACCUGUUGGCGAUCCGCUUUGCUUCAUUCAACCCCAUAUUAGACCCCUGGGUGUACAUUUUGUGCCGAAAGAACCUGCUGCUGAAGGGCUGCGAGAAGCUGAAGAGGACGGUGGCUCGGGUCAAGGACGGCCGUGGUGACAACACUGUCUGGGGAGGAGGUCAGCACUCUCCUCCAUCUUUAAACAGCAACGACACCAGUUACGCGUCAAUACGCACGGCCAGCUACAGGAACGAUGUGGAACACCGGGUGCCCAUCCAGAAUAAUUCCUUCACGGACUUCGCGAUGAGGCAAGCGUGGGAGUACGACACCGCCCGGGUCAACUUCCACCCGUUCAGCAUCGAGUCCACCGCGAUCCCCGCCUGUGAAGAGGAAGUCGGAGCUGAAUCCAAACGGGAGGUGGCGGUCAAGUCGUCUCCAGGACGCAGCGCAGCGCCGCGCGUCAGACGAGUGGACGUUGUCACCUGCACGUUCAGCACUCCGAGCUCAUGUCAGUCAGUGAAAUGUCUUUGAUGGACAUGUGUUUUCUGCCAACAUCAGUUUAUGUUUCGGCAGCUGCUUCAUCUAACUGGUUCCUUCCUUUCAGCUGUGAGGAAAACUGCCAGAGCGACUGUAUCACUUCUGAUGACUUUGAGCCUCAAAAGAGCCAUACCAGCUUAAAUGAAACACUUGAAAGAGCAUUUAGCAGUUAAAUGUGACUGAGUUCACCUCAGCAUCAGCACUGGCUCACAAACCUCUUAUGUGAUUUAGCCUAAGAAAAGGCCACCCAGAAAGGCCUUUAAGUCUAAUUUAGCCUUUAUUUUAGGGCUACAUGUUCCACUAGGGGAUCCAAUACAAGAACAACUGUGAUUGUGUGGUAUGAAAUACACAGUUUUACAUCUUCUUCAUAUUAACUACAAUACAUAUCUACACACACAGACACACAUAUAUACAUGUAUACAUGUAUAUAUAUGUAUAUAACAAGACUUCAACUGAAAGCACACAGACAGGCUAUUAUGUAAAGUCUAGUGAUCAUUUUCCACCAUGGAAAUCAAACAAGCUAUAAUCAUACCCCAUGGGUACAAAUACAAGGUGAGACAUUCUAAGAGUUUGAUGCACUGUAUGAAUCCAUAUGUGCCAUUCACAGUACAUGUUUAUUCAUCGUGUGUUGCUGUUAAACAUUUUUCUUACUUUUUUAAAACUCUACAUGCUGCUAUUUUACUCUGUGCCAGUUAACAGUGUUGCAUGAUGCAGGGAGAACUGAAUGUAGACCGUUGGAACCUUGUAAAAUCUUGUUUUAUAUCGCACAUUUGCAUAGAAUGUUUUGAUAACUGCAGUUGUAAACAGCCAAUGUGAACAUAUCACCUUUAAAAAGAAGAGGAAAACAAAACUGUGGCUUUAAGCUGUGUGAGCUGUGGUGUUUGCUGGAUGUGUUUGAUGGGUCU
Chelmon rostratus (copperband butterflyfish) is the source of this 2357-nucleotide messenger RNA. It is a transcript of the gene ptger4c, whose product is annotated as prostaglandin E receptor 4 (subtype EP4) c. Gene Ontology annotation, molecular function: prostaglandin E receptor activity. The transcript is spliced from 2 exons. The record is from RefSeq and is a predicted model, not a curated record. NCBI's taxonomy places the organism in Eukaryota, Metazoa, Chordata, Actinopteri, Chaetodontiformes, Chaetodontidae. Gene Ontology annotation, biological process: inflammatory response; adenylate cyclase-activating G protein-coupled receptor signaling pathway; negative regulation of inflammatory response. Gene Ontology annotation, cellular component: plasma membrane. The coding region runs from base 1 to 1446 and encodes 481 amino acids.